AUGCGAGAAGACGAAGAAAGAAGAACGCUACUCAAUGAUAAAAAAACCUCAUAUAUUAAUAAUGACCAUCAUCAACAUCAUUCAUCUCGUCUUGAGUGGGCAGAAUCAUCUUGGACUCGAUUUUUAUAUGUACUUUGUUGGUGGUGGAUGAAACCAUUGCUUUAUGUUGCAUAUAAACGAUCAUUGACAGUAGAUGACCUGGAUGAUAUACCUCAUGUUGAUAAAGCUAUGUUAUUAUUAGAUAGACUAUCUGCUUAUGACUGGUCAUUAACAACAACAUGGAAUAUUGUUUGGAAAGAGUUUGGAAAAGAAUACAUAUUUGCCAGUCUAUUUUUAAUUCCUUACUUGAUCACAUGUAUCGCUCAACCAUUACUUUUUCGUCAAAUUCUUUUGAAUAUAAUGAAUGAAAAAGGAUCGCAUACUGUUAGCUAUAUGUAUGCCAUAUCAUUGUUUAUUUCUAUAAUUCUACAAGCACUCAUGCAUCGACAAAAUAUUUUUCGUGCAGCUCGUGUUGGUAUACGAAUUUUGAAUGCACUUACUAUGAUGAUUUACAUACGUGUAUUGUCUCUAAAGUCGACAUCAUUGAAAGAUAUGAACAUAGGUCAAAUUAUGAACUUAGUUGCUAAUGAUGUAUCUAAAUUUGAAGAAUUGUGCUCAUAUUUGGGCUAUCUUGUUGAAGGAGUUCUCGAGACUAUCAUCAUAUUUGGAUUACUUUGCUGGAUCAUGCAACCUAUACCAACAUUAUGUGGCUUUGCUUUAUUGCCUAUAUUUAUUCUUAUCCAGCUGUAUUUUGGUCGAAAAUUUGCUCAAUAUUAUGAAGCAACAGUUGUAUGUAGUGAUAAACGUAUACAGGCAUUUAGUGAGUUCAUUCAUGGAUGUCAUAUUGUUAAAAUGUACAACUGGGAGAAACCAUUAGGGGAUCGUAUAGUUCAAAUGCGAGAACAUGAAUUAGCAAGUAUUCGACGUGCAUCAUACUUUCAUGCACUAAAUGUAACUCUAUUUUUUACCUCUACAUCACUUUUUGCACUCGUCACGUUCGGCAGUGCCUGGCUUUUAGGCUAUCCAUUGGAUAUAGCUAAUACUUUUCCAGCUCUUUCAUUUUUUUCCUUAAUGCGAGUCAAUUUUAUGUAUUAUCUACCACUGGCAUUGGAGAAGAUAAGUGUGGCCAAAUCUGCAUCAAGAAGAAUAGACUUAUUUAUGCGUCUUGCCAUGAAACAAGACAAUCAUUCUUCAUUAUCUGCGUCUUUAAUCAAUGAGCAACAAAAAGGAAAAAUAAUGAUUUCUAAUGCAUCUUUUUCGUGGCAUAACGACAUGCCUUGUCUAUCAUUGUCUGAUCUGACUAUUGAACAAGGUACAUUUGUGGGAAUUGUAGGACCAGUGGGCUCUGGUAAAUCAUCUUUAUUUGCUGCUAUUCUUGGCGAAAUGAAUCUUACCGAUGGUCAAAUAAAUACAAAUAAUAGUUCAUUUUCUUUUGCUGCUCAAUUACCAUGGAUAUUUGAAGAUACAUUUCGUAAUAAUAUUCUUUUAAAUCGACCAUUUGAUCAACAACGAUAUAGAAAUGUUCUACAUGCUUGUUGUCUUGAUGAUGAUAUUAGUGUAUUUGGAUCUCGUGAUGAUCUUAUAAUGAUUGGAGAAAAUGGAAUUAAUUUAAGCGGUGGACAAAAAGCAAGAGUAUCAUUAGCUCGUGCCUUAUAUACUGAUGUAGACAUUUAUCUACUUGAUGAUCCAUUAUCUGCUGUUGAUCAUAAAAUAGCUAAACAAAUAUAUGAAAAAUGUAUUGGUCCAUAUGGAUUGUUAAAAAAUAAAACUCGUCUAUUAGCUACUCAUCAAACUCAAUUUCUUAGUGAAUCACAUCAAAUAAUAUAUCUUUCCUAUGGUCAUAUUGAUAAACAAAGCUAUUUGAAUGAAUAUAGUAUUAGAGAAAAUGAUACAAAUAGAAAUGAAAAAUCAAAAUUAUCCAGUCUAUUUGAUGAUCAUAAAUCGAUGGAUGACAAUCAAUCGAUCAUAGUUGAUGAAAAACCACUAAAUGAUGGUGCCAGUUGGCAUAUUUGGUAUCAUUUCUUUACUGCACCACCAUUUGGUAGAAUUGGCUUAUGCUUACUUAUUGUUGUGUUUUUGUUGGGUGAAGCAUUAAAUAAUGCUGCUAACUACUGGCUGAACAUAUGUUUGAAACAAUCUGGUGAAGAUCAACCAAUUUCAACGAAAUCUGUUUGCAUUUAUUUUGUAAAUGUUCGUGAUCAUAACAAAUCGCCAGCAGCUGCACUCAGUUUAACAUAUGCAAUGUAUGUAGCAUUAAUGUUCAGUUGGACCGUUCGACAGUUGUCCGAAGCUAAUAUGAUGAUGAUAAGUGGUGAACGCAUCGAUGAGUAUUCGAAUUUACCACGUGAAGAUGAUGAAGGAAGCUACAAAGGUCUUGUACAAACUUCACCAAAAUGGCCAGCUCAUGGAAAAAUUCAAUUUAGCAAUUAUUCAUUACGUCAUCGAUUGAACUUACAAUAUGCAAUUAGAAAUAUUGAUUUGAACAUAGAGGCUGGUCAGAAGAUUGGCAUCAUUGGUCGAACUGGUGCUGGAAAAUCAUCACUCUUCAAAGGCAUCCUUCGCUUUGUUAAUCGAUCAUGUGUUGAUGGUAAAAUUUUCAUUGAUGGUGUUGACAUAAGUCGCAUCACACUUUAUCAUCUUCGAUCUCAUCUGAGUGUUAUUCCUCAACAACCUAUCUUAUUUAAUGGAACCCUUCGAUACAAUCUUGAUCCAUUCAAUAGUUAUUCUGACGAACAAUGUUGGAUGGCACUUGAAGAUGUUCAACUUAAACAGUUUGUGAGCAAUCAUUCAGCAGGUCUUCUAAUGUCUAUUAGUGAAUCAGGUAAAACGUUGAGUGUUGGUCAAUGUCAAUUGAUAUGCAUUGCAAGAGCCAUCUUGAAGAAAAGUAAAAUAGUAUUGAUCGAUGAAGCAACAGCUAAUGUCGAUCAGAAAACAGAUGAUCUGAUUCAAACAGUACUUAAAGAUAAAUUUCAAGAUCGAACUGUUCUGACAAUUGCUCAUCGACUCAAUACAGUGGCAAAAUACGAUCGUAUUCUUGUGUUGGACACAGGAAUGAUAGUCAACUUUGAUACUCCUACCAAUAUUUUACAUUCUUAUUGUUGA
Rotaria sp. Silwood1 is the source of this 3141-nucleotide messenger RNA. The record is from the annotation of a GenBank genome assembly. NCBI's taxonomy places the organism in Eukaryota, Metazoa, Rotifera, Eurotatoria, Philodinida, Philodinidae.